AGCAUGGCUUCCUGUGCUGAGCCCUCUGCCGCAGGACCAGAGCCUGCUGCCCCGCUGCCUGCCAGGGUCCCGCCACUGGAGGACUUUGAGGUGCUAGAUGGAGUUGAGGAUGCAGAGGACGAGGAGGAGGAGGAGGAGGAGGAGGAUGACCUGAGUGAGCUGCCACCAUUGGAGGACAUGGGGCAGCCCCAGACAGAGGAGCCAGAGCAGCCUGGAGCCCUAGCCCGAGAGUUUCUGGCUGCCAUGGAGCCCGAGCCUGCCCCAACCCCAGCUCCAGAGGAGUGGCUGGACAUCCUGGGGAAUGGGCAGCUGAGGAAGAAGACGUUGGUCCCAGGCCCACCUGGCUCAAGUCGCCCUGCCAAGGGUCAGGUGGUGACAGUGCAGCUGCAGACGUCAUUGGAGAAUGGCACGAGGGUUCAGGAGGAGCUGGAGCUGGUGUUCACCCUGGGCGACUGUGAUGUCAUCCAGGCCCUGGACCUCAGCGUCCCGCUCAUGGAUGUGGGGGAGACUGCCAUGGUCACCGCUGACUCCAAGUACUGCUAUGGCCCCCAGGGCAGGAGCCCCUACAUCCCCCCGCAUGCGGCCCUGUGCCUGGAGGUGACCCUGAAGACAGCUGUGGAUGGGCCCGACCUGGAGAUGCUCUCGGGGCAGGAGCGUGUGGCCCUGGCCAACCAUAAGCGGGAGUGUGGCAAUGCCCACUACCAGCGGGCUGACUUCGUGCUGGCUGCCAACUCCUACGACCUUGCCAUCAAGGCCAUCACCUCCAGCGCCAAAGUGGACAUGACAUUUGAGGAGGAGGAGCAGCUGCUCCAGCUGAAGGUAAAGUGUCUGAACAACCUGGCAGCCUCACAGCUGAAGCUGGACCACUACCGAGCCGCGCUGCGUUCCUGCAGCCUUGUGCUUGAGCACCAGCCCGACAACAUCAAGGCGCUUUUCCGAAAGGGCAAGGUGCUGGCCCAACAAGGCGAGUACAGUGAGGCCAUCCCCAUUUUGCGGGCAGCCCUGAAGCUGGAACCUUCCAACAAGACGAUCCACGCGGAGCUCUCGAAGUUGGUGAAGAAGCACGCAGCCCAGCGGAACACAGAGACUGCUCUGUACCGGAAGAUGCUGGGCAAUCCCAGCCGGCUGCCUGCCAAGUGUCCUGGGAAGGGCGCGUGGUCCAUUCCAUGGAAAUGGCUGUUUGGAGCGACUGCUGUUGCCCUGGGGGGUGUGGCCCUGUCCGUGGUCAUUGCUGCCAGGAACUGACCAUCCAGGUGGUCGCCACCCCCUAUGCACCAUGGACCCCACCCUGUGCUCCCCAGCUCCCUUGGCCCCUGUCCACUGUCCUCCUGACCCAGCCCCCUCCUCUGGGUUGGGGCAGCGAGGUUUGGGGGCCUUGCAACCCAGCAAGCAGGAGGGACUGUAGCCUUCUCAGAGGA
This is a messenger RNA of Chrysochloris asiatica (Cape golden mole), 1418 nucleotides long. RefSeq names its product FK506 binding protein 8, 38kDa (gene FKBP8). The transcript is spliced from 8 exons. The record is from RefSeq and is a predicted model, not a curated record. NCBI's taxonomy places the organism in Eukaryota, Metazoa, Chordata, Mammalia, Afrosoricida, Chrysochloridae. Gene Ontology annotation, molecular function: protein binding; peptidyl-prolyl cis-trans isomerase activity. Bases 4 to 1245 code for a protein of 413 amino acids.